UGCGGGGCUGCUGCGAUGAUUGGCUGCUGUGGGGCUGGGAUGUGGUCACGUGAGGUGGAGGCCGCUGCUGGCUUGGGACAAAUAAACAUGGAGGUCAUCUUCCACGAGAGGCAAGAAGGCUCAUUGUGCGCUCAGCACUGUCUGAAUAACUUACUACAAGGGGAAUAUUUUAGCCCUGUGGAGUUAUCUUCUAUUGCACAGCAGCUAGAUGAGGAAGAGAGAAUAAGAAUGGCAGAGGGAGGAGUGUCUAGUGAAGAGUACAGAACGUUUUUACAGCAGCCUUCUGGAAAUAUGGAUGACAGUGGCUACUUCUCCAUUCAAGUUAUAAGCAAUGCCUUGAAAGUUUGGGGUUUAGAACUAAUCCUCUUCAACAGCCCAGAGUAUCAGAGGCUCGGGAUCGACCCUAUAAAUGAAAGAUCAUUUAUUUGUAAUUAUAAGGAACACUGGUUUACAGUUCGAAAGUUAGGAAAACAGUGGUUUAACUUGAACUCUCUCCUGAUGGGUCCAGAACUAAUAUCAGAUACAUACCUUGCACUUUUCUUGGCUCAGUUACAACAGGAAGGUUAUUCUAUAUUUGUUGUAAAGGGUGACCUGCCAGAUUGUGAGGCUGACCAACUACUGCAAAUGAUUCAGGUACAGCAGAUGCAGCGACCAAAACUGAUUGGGGAAGAGACUGCACAAUCAAGAGAUGAAAGGGGGCAAAAAACUGACCUGGAACAAGCUUUAGACGUUAACCAUCCCUAUGAUGGAACAGGCAUGUUAGAUGAAGAUGAGGAGAAUUUCCAAAGAGCCCUUGCUCUAAGUAAACAGGAAAUUGAUAUGGAAGAUGAAGAAGCUGAUCUUCGUAGAGCCAUUCAACUUAGUAUGCAAGGAGGUCAUCGAAGUGAGUUUUCAGACUCUGUAUCGCAGAAUAUACCACAUUCGUCUGGUAUAAGUCAGUCUGAAUCUCUUUCUUCAGAAGAGCUGCGAAGGAGAAGACAGACAUAUUUUGAAAAACAGCAGCAACAGUCGCAGCAAGGCCAGACCCCAGAUUUCCAUGAUAAACCAACUACAAGUUCAAAUGCACUAGGAACAGACCCAGAAUGAUUACAGUGCAUUGAAAAGAGGUGAUAUGAGUGAAGAAGACAUGCUUCAAGCAGCUAUGAAUAUGUCCUUGGAAACUGUUAGGAACUGCCUGAAUACAGAAGAAAAGAAAUGACAAAAUGUUUUUUCUUUUGUCAGAACACUCAAUCUCCAUUAUAAUAUUCUUGUGUGGAUGCUGUACAAGCAGGGUUCAUUUCAGAGACAUGGGAUAUUGUCUAACCACAGAUGAAAAGAAGGGGGGCAGAGUUAAAAGGGGAUCUGAAAAUAACAAAAAUAUUGCACCAAUUUAGAUAUUAUGGCCCUGAUGCUGAAAAACACUUCAACUCAUGCAUAAUUUUGCUCAGGUGAGUAGUUUCAUUGACUUCAGGAGGAUUACUCAAGUGAGCAAAGUUAAGUGCCUUGUAGGCUCAGGGCCUGUGUGUUGGAUGCCCCAAAUAAGAGGCAAGUAUAAUUUACCUUCUUUUCUUAUUAACUGUCAGCUGCUUGGAGAAUUCAGCACAAAAUUACUAAAUUAGUGCAGUUUUCUUAUCAGUGAACUCAGAUGCCAUUCAAUAAUAAUUUAAAAAAUACAAAAAAGUUAGGCUCUUAAAUCAUUAAUAGAAAAUAUGGACACAUUUUAAAACCAGUAAGCACAUUUUAAAAUUAAAAAAAAUUUAAUUCAAUCUUUUACCCUCUAGAACCUGAGUUCAUGGUUCUGUGUUUCUCCUGCAAGAAUUGAUGGUAUUUCGCUUCCCAGAACCUAGAACAGAGCUCUCUGCUUUGCUGUUUUGUGCUUGCGAUAGGAUCAUUUCUGCAGGAGAAACACAAAACCAUGAGGUCUUGGCAGUUGAAAAGAAAAAUCUUCAGUAUAUUUGUAAUUAUAAUGCUACCCAAGUUAUCUUAAUGAUUUAAGAUCGACAUUUUUUGUACUUGCAGUACCUUUAGCAUUAUUUGAAAAUCAUCAUUAAAAGAAGGUUCAUGUCAAAGAUUUCUCCAGUUCUCUUACUUUAGGUCAGAUGAUUUGGCUACCUCUUCAUACUCUUUCCACCGAAUGCCAAAGUUGGCUUUACUGGAGAUGGUACUUUUUUCUGUGAGAGAGACAUAACAUGUUGGCAGUUGGGCUAAACAGUUUAUUCUUGUUUCUAAUUCUCCUGUUUUGUCUUAUGUUUUUUCUCUUUGAGUUCCUCCCCUUACCUUGGCCUCUCACCAUUUCUUCCUUCACACUACUAGUAAGAAUCUCUCUCUCUCUUCCCUGGUUAGUUAGUUCAUCAAGCUUUGUUGAGAGUGGGGGUGGGAAAGGAGGGAGAAAGAGAUUUAGAUGCCAUAACUUCAGUGCCACAUAUCUAAGGAGCAUUCCUGCAAUCUGAAAUGACCCCUGUGCAAGUAGUUUUGUUAAGACUGACUGUUUAUGUUUGUAUGUGUGCGCAUGUUUUUUCUCAAAUGUUUUUAUGAAUAUCUUCUAUUUUGUCAGAAUUUUACAGCUUUUUCAGGAAUGGCCUUCAUUCAUGCACCUUACAAUUUGUUUAUCAUGUUGUUUCUCUUACUGAGAAAAAUGGGGAGCAAAGUAUGCAAGCUAGCUUGUUCAAUCAGUUGUAAGACUUACCCUUUGAUACUCAAGAUGAAUGUGUGACAGAGUGACCAAAUUUGGCUUUCAACUUUACUGCAACAGUUUAAACAUGUUCUUUUUUCAUAAAUGGUGCUUUAACUAUAAAUUCUGUUUACAUAUAAAUUAUAUGGAAAUAUGUUAUAGAUGUAUGGUGUUUAAGCUGUUUUUCAUUUAGUAUGUAAGCAGUUGCCACAGACCUUCUAAGAAUAAUUUUUUGAAACUAUACAUUUGAUUUCUUUACCAAAAUAUUUUAAAAUUAUACUAUUGCACCAUAGUAAUGUAUUUAAUUAUAAUUAGUUAGAGUGAAUUAUAAUUAGAUGGAAAUAAACAUUCAGCACAGAAUAGUACUGUAUAUAAAAGGGCCGUUAGGUUUUGGUAAAGAUUUGUAUAGAAUGAUGGCUUCUUGAUGGCUUAGAAUAUUACUGUAAAAGAGAUCCUUAGGCUAAAUUUUGUUUCCUUUACUUGUAUGCUUAAUUUCCACUGAUUUCAGUAGGAACACUUGCAUGAGUAAGGCAAUGUGGAUAUGACCAGAGGACAAGUAAUGCUUUUUAGAAUUGCUUUUUAGUUCCACCAUUCUCAUCCUUGGUAGGCAAUACUGUUGUGCAUUUCAGUCUACCUAAUUGACUAACAGAUUAACUCUUUUGCCAUGCCUGCUGCACCAAGUUUUUAAAACAAAGUUACUGCUUUAAAAAACAAAACAAAAAACAACACCCUCCUUCCCCCCCUCCCCCAGGUUUGCAAUGCUGAAUGGCUGCACAAACCUAUCAGUAUAGAUUUCAGCUUCAAGAUUGACUGUUCCUUGUAAAUGAAAGUGAAAAAGGAUGCAUAUAAAGCAUGAAAUACUGUUUUUGUGUGGCUGGAAAUUCAUCAUGAUUUUUCUUUUUUUCUGCCUACAUUUUGCCUGUCAUAAACAUUCUCCUUUUUGGCAUGAGGCAGACAACAGCUGGAUGAACUUAUUUGACUUAAUUUAAAAUGCAGGAUUUUAUCUUUAUAAAUGGAUACAGAUUUGUAAAGACUGGUUAAAAGACUUCUUUUUUAAGACAUGGUAAUUGCUAAUUUCCUCUUCAGUUAUGUUAUGUUAUAAAUUAAUAUUUCUUUGGCUAUAUACUGUAGCAUUCCUAUAUAAAAAUCUGAAUUCUUAUAUUCUAGUGAUGUCAAACCACCUCACUGCCUAAGUAUUGUAGCAUACAAGAAAUGUAAGAUCAUGUAAUGCUUAAAAGGCACAACAGAGUGAAUCGGAUGUUAUGAAUAACCAUAUUCCUUUCAAUAAACGGUAUCAUCUAAAAAUUAAGUGAGCUAAUUGUGCACUUGGCCUUCUGAGAAGUAAUAAGCUCACUCAGACUGGUGACCUGUUAGGAAUUAGUUAAGAGGUAGCCCUGGAGGCUACAUACAUUAAUUGCACCAAAGGAAAAGGUGAAUAUGAACUAGUGACAAUACACAUAUUACAGUGUAGAUCCAAAGUACAGAAUGUGUGGAGCUGCCAAGAAGCCAUCAAUAAAAACUGAUCUCAUUUUCUCAAUGUGCAUUCUUUAAGUGAUAAGCACUUACUGACAUGUAUAAAUUGUGAAACACUUUUGUAAAUAAAGUUUAAACUAUUUGAGUCUUUU
Molecule: messenger RNA, 4275 nt
Organism: Mauremys reevesii (Reeves's turtle)
Lineage: Eukaryota; Metazoa; Chordata; Testudines; Geoemydidae
Gene: ATXN3
Product: ataxin 3
Exons: 12
Coding region: 16-1086 (356 amino acids)
Biological process (GO): protein deubiquitination
Cellular component (GO): nucleus
Molecular function (GO): cysteine-type deubiquitinase activity
Source: RefSeq, a predicted model, not a curated record